GUCGAGAAGAUUCCUCUGAAAAGAGAUUAGAGCGUGCAAACCUAAAUGAUGAAAUUGAUAUCAAGUUUGGAUUUGAGAGAUACAAGGACCCAGUGGAAAGGACGGGAUGGCUCAUCAACAUGCACCCAGCUGAUAUUUUGGACGAGAAUAAAAGGCUUAUAAGUGCUGUGGAUUACUAUUUCCUGGAAGAAGAUGGAGGAAGAUUUAAGGCAACCUUCCCUUUUCGUCCCUACUUUUUUGUGGCCACCAAGAAGGAGUACGAGCGAGAAGUGGCAUCGUUUCUCACCAAGAAAUUUUCUGGAAAGAUUGCAUCAGUGGAGUCGGUGUAUAAAGAGGACUUGGAUCUGGCAAACCACCUGGUGGGCCUGAAGAGAACCUACCUCAAGCUGUCCUUUCUGUCGGUAGAGGAUUUGACCAAGGUCAAACGGGAAAUUAAUCCCGCUGUCACCAAGAACAAGGAGCGUGAGAAGUCGAGUGAAGCCUACACAACAAUGUUCUCUAGUUACUUGACCGGUGAGGACAGCAAGACCAAUUCCAAAAAGAUGGUUGACCAGAUGGACAACUUAAUGGACAUCAGAGAAUACGAUGUUCCAUACCAUGUGAGAGUGUCCAUAGAUCUCAAAAUAAAUGUAGGUCACUGGUACUCGGUCCGGGGGCGUGGCUCCUUACCUGUAGAGAUCCUACCUCGGGAAGACCUCGUAGACAGACCGGAUCCGGUUGUAUUGGCGUUUGAUAUCGAGACCACCAAACUUCCACUCAAGUUUCCCGACUCGGCCACGGACCAAAUAAUAAUGAUCUCCUACAUGAUUGACGGCCAGGGGUACCUGAUCACAAACAGAGAAAUAGUUUCUCAGGACGUUGAAGACUUUGAGUAUACACCUCGGCCGGAGUUUGAGGGUCCAUUCAUCAUAUUCAAUGAACCCGAUGAAGUCACGUUAAUACGGCGAUUCUUUGACCAUGUACUGGAUGUACGUCCGCAUAUCUUUGUGACAUACAACGGCGAUAUGUUUGAUUGGCCAUUCGUAGAGGCAAGAGCAGCUCUCCAUGGGUUGGACAUGUCUCGGGAAAUCGGCUAUCAGAAGGAUAUCCAAGGGGAAUACAAGUCUCGUCCGUCUAUACACAUGGACUGUCUGCGUUGGGUCAAACGAGACAGCUACCUGCCUGUGGGAAGCCAGGGUCUAAAAGCAGUCGCCAAGGCUAAACUACGUUACAACCCUGUAGAGAUGGACCCUGAGGACAUGUGUCGUAUGGCCAGUGAAGAACCACAGGUCUUGUCCAAUUACUCUGUAUCCGACGCCGUGGCGACCUACUAUUUGUACAUGAAGUAUGUCCACCCGUUUAUAUUUGCCCUGUGUACCAUCAUCCCCAUGGAACCAGACGAGGUUCUGAGGAAGGGAUCGGGAACUCUAUGUGAGGCCUUACUUAUGGUCCAAGCCUAUCACGCCAAUAUCAUCUUCCCCAAUAAACAAAUGGCUGUGUUCAACAAACUCACUGAAGACGGACAUGUACUCGACUCUGAGACGUAUGUAGGCGGUCAUGUGGAGGCGCUGGAGUCGGGGGUCUUUAGGGCCGACCUACCCUGCAGGUUCAGAAUGGUGCCGGAGGCAUUUCAAAACUUGAUAGACAAGGUUCACAAGACGAUGAAGCAUGCUAUAGAAGAGGAGGAGAAAAUUCCAAUGGACACAGUGACAAACUUGGACGAGGUCUGCACAGAUAUUAUCGAGCGCUUGGCUAUGUUACGUGAUUGUCCAAACCGCCUCGAGAACCCGAUCAUCUACCAUCUUGAUGUGGCCGCCAUGUACCCCAACAUUAUCCUAACUAACAGACUACAGGUAUUGAAUGAAAGUUUAUAA
Molecule: messenger RNA, 1853 nt
Organism: Pecten maximus
Lineage: Eukaryota; Metazoa; Mollusca; Bivalvia; Pectinida; Pectinidae
Product: DNA polymerase epsilon catalytic subunit A-like
Exons: 15
Coding region: 120-1853 (577 amino acids)
Biological process (GO): nucleotide-excision repair, DNA gap filling; DNA replication proofreading; leading strand elongation
Cellular component (GO): epsilon DNA polymerase complex
Molecular function (GO): nucleotide binding; DNA-directed DNA polymerase activity; single-stranded DNA 3'-5' DNA exonuclease activity
Source: RefSeq, a predicted model, not a curated record